Messenger RNA from Aspergillus alliaceus, 2001 nucleotides. RefSeq names its product DEAD/DEAH box helicase. The transcript has 2 exons. Bases 1 to 2001 code for a protein of 666 amino acids. NCBI's taxonomy places the organism in Eukaryota, Fungi, Ascomycota, Eurotiomycetes, Eurotiales, Aspergillaceae. The record is from RefSeq and is a predicted model, not a curated record. Gene Ontology annotation, molecular function: DNA binding; hydrolase activity; ATP binding.
AUGGAGUAUAUUCGUCGGAAAUUUGGAUGGGUUCCCAUUUCGCGUGUCCUCCAGAGACCCUCUGGACUAUACUGGAGUCCUAGGAUCUUCCAACCACAGUUACGCCGCCCCAGUUCUACCGUUCCUCCCGCGGCACGCCAGUCGCCCGCGAUAGUCCUCCGGGGUUACCAAGAAGAAUGUAUCAAGUCGGUGCUUGACCACCUGGAUCAGGGCCAUAAGCGCCUCGGAGUCUCAUUGGCGACGGGGGCUGGCAAAACGGUAAUCUUCACGCAGUUGAUCGGCCGUAUACCCCCGCGAAAUGAAACGGACAACAAAACGUUGAUUAUCGUCCAUCGACGAGAGCUUGUCGAACAGGCCGCCCGGCAUUGCCGACUUGCCUACCCCGAUCGAACCGUCGAUAUUGAAAUGGGCACCAGUAAAGCUUCUCCAGCCGCAGACAUCGUCAUCGCAUCGGUGCGGAGCUUGACAACUGGCGACCGCAUAACCAAGUUCGAUCCAAAGCAAUUCAAGCUGGUCCUAGUGGAUGAGGCUCACCAUAUAGUUGCGCCGUCAUACCGAGAAGUGCUCGAAUAUUUUGAAUUGAAGGAGGCAUCGCGCGACUCGCCGGUGUUGGUCGGCGUGUCGGCAACGCUAUCGCGCGCGGAUGGAUUGAAGCUAGGCGCAGCCAUUGACCAUAUCGUCUACCAUAAGGACUACAUGGACAUGAUUGAUGAGGAAUGGCUAGCCAAUGCUGUAUUCACUACUGUGCAAUCGGAAGCGAACCUCUCUCGUGUGAAGAAAGAUAAAUUCGGUGACUUUGCCAUCGGUUCACUUUCCAAGGCAGUGAAUACAGAUCGAACCAACGACAUAACCGUGCGGGCGUGGCUAGCUAAUGCGCAGGAGUGCAAGUCGACAUUGGGGUUCUGCGUUGAUAUCGAGCAUACCAAACAGCUUACUGAGGCGUUUCGUGCGGCCGGCAUCGAUGCUCGGUAUCUCACGGGCAAGACACCUAAGGUUGUACGCGACGACCAGCUCCACCGCUUCAGAAACCAGGAAUAUCCGGUUCUCCUAAACUGCGGCCUCUUCACGGAAGGCACCGACAUCCCUAACAUCGACUGUGUAUUACUCGCGCGGCCGACUCGAUCCCGCAACCUUCUCAUUCAAAUGGUCGGCCGAGGACUACGUUUACAUCCGGGCAAAAAAGACUGCCACAUCAUCGACAUGGUCGCUACCCUGGGAACCGGCGUUCUCUCAACGCCAACCCUAUUCGGCCUACACCCAGACGAAAUCCUAGACAAAGCCAACGGGAAAGAGCUGAAAAAGAAAAAGUACGAACCCCAAUACACAGACCUAGACCCUGACCAAUCCCAAGACCCAGAUACAUUCGACGACGUCAACCUCACCUUCACCAAGUACGACACAAUCUACGACCUCAUUCUCGACAUGAAAUCCGAAAAACACAUCCGUUCCCUGAGCCACUACGCCUGGGUCCGCACCGGAGAAAACAAAUACCUCCUCUCCGAGGCAACAGGCUGGAUCACAAUCGAGAAAUCUCCCGAUCCUGGUCUCACGUCCCAACAUUCGCCAGCUAACACCCAAUCACCCGCAUGGAACGUCCACCACGUCAAAAAAUUCACAUCCCCCAUAGGAACAACUCAGUAUACCCGUGCCCGUCUAAUUGCGACAGGGCCUGACCUCGAAUCAGCCGUCCAUGCAGCCGAUACCUUCGCUGCAUCGGAAUUCGAAGAGCGGUAUAUCUCCGCUUUGCAGCCCUGGCGGCGCCGUCCCGCCACUUCAGCGCAGUUGACCUUCCUAAACAAAGCCAAGUUGCGGAAGGAGACGCUCCGGCCAGAGAAUCUGACGAGGGGCCAGGCAACGGAUCUAAUAACAAAGUUGAAGUUCGGGGGCAAAAAGAGGUUCGAGAAGCGGGUUGAACGAAGAAAGAAGGAAGAGGAGAGGGUUAGGGAGCUUGAAGAGUUACGCGCAAGGGAGAAAGUGCAAGUUGGGCCUGUUUUGAUGUGA